UGGGGCCUCCUGAGGCUCUUCUGGGCCCUUCGCGAGGCCUUCCUGGGCCAUCUUCGGACCACAUUGAGCACGCAAGAGCCCAGCCGAUGUGUUAAGGAUCACUCGACAACUCCCGUAGCCACGUUGAUUCAAGUUCCAUCUCGGGCAGGCUGUAUCCUUCUUCCAGCGUGCCGCCAUAAGAAAUGCAUUCUCCGACGUCCACCGCCGUGCGAGCCUGGGCGUUCCUGCUGCACCUCGGUAAUACCCUCGCGGCGCGUGACGCGGACCACCGCAGCUUCACCAUGCUGCAGAAGGACGGGGUAGUCCACUGGGCGGAGGCCGGUGCCAAGGUCCUCACGUCCUCCAGGAGUGGGGCGCCAGAAACAGCGGCUCAGUGGCGGGCGCGUUUCCCCGCGAGGACUGGCGAAUUCGUUGGCCCGGACAUGUUCACCCAGAAGAAGUGGGAAGAUGCAGUUCUUCACACAUUCGGAGAGGGUGCGCUAAAUCCAAGCCCGAGCAAAGCUGAAGCCCCGUUCGAUUUCAAGUCCAAAGAGGAGUGCAAGUAUAAAAACGAGGCGGGAGUGCAGUUUGAUUGCAGGGGCAAGAAGGACGAUCCAGCAAUGAGAGCCAUGUCGGUGAGCAACUUGAGGAAGGUAUGGAAGUUCAUAGGACUCAUCGCAGAUCCAGAGACAGGCAUGGUUGUCUGCCCCAAAGCAUAUUACGGGGAUCCGGAUUGCACUGGCCCCGGGGAACUCAAGCCGAAGCAGGCAGUGAGUAUGAAUGUUCUGAACGACGUCCUUGUGAAGCCACUCACAAAAUAUACCGAGCUGUCGCUCGUUGGCCACAUUGGCGGCGGCAAACCAGAUUAUUUCAUCUCUCACAGCUGGGGGGGCGCAUUCCUUGGCUUCUUGGCGGCGGUCGAAGGGCACUUUGCGAGCCUGACUGGCAAUCCUGAUCCUGAAACGACCUACUACUGGAUCUGUACAUUCGCAAACAAUCAGCACGAGGGCAAGAUCGCUGCCGACAUGGGGAAGGGAAUUACUGACGCGCCCUUCUACCGGGGAAUCCAGAUCGCCAAGGAAGUGAUUUCUGUACAGGACGACACGCAGGGGGCACAGUUCACCCUUCGCAGGGCCUGGUGCGUGUUCGAGAUGCUAAUCGCGUAUGAGUACGACAAGAACAUCAUCUUCAUGUGCAGCAACGGCCACGGAUUCUCAGAAGAUCGGAUCUAUGACGCAUCUGGGGAGCAUGACGUUUCGGCCGGGAUGCAGUGCGAUCAGAGUCUCAUCCCUCGUAUGUUUAAUUUUGAUCCCACGGAGGCGUUCGCCCAGGGAGACCAGCGCACGGAAAUAUUGAACUUCAUCAAGGACAAGGGGUGCAAGUACACGAAGGUCACCGAGAUGCAGGAUGACGUGGAGGAAGAUGAGCAGGCGCAGGAUGACGAGGAGGAGGAGGGCAGGGGCUCUGCGCAAAACGCAGUAGAGCCACCAGAAUCCCCAAAGACCCAGAAUGGCUUCGAAUGCUUGAAGUUCAAGAUGCAGCACUUGAUGCGGAUGAACCUUGAGUGGCGCAGACGGCCAAAUCUUCAAAAGCAGCAUUACGACGAUUGUGUGGCCUGCGUUCGUCACAAUUCUGGAAGCUCGGGAGCCGACGCUUCGAACGUCUGGUGUCAACGAGCGGGUUGCGUGCGCGGCAACAACACUGUAGCUGCACGCGCGUCAAAAAUUUGUGGGGACGAGUCGAUCCUCUGGGGGGAGCAAGCGUGCUCAGGGGAUAUGAUUGGUGCCGACAUCCAGUGAGGCUCCGUUGGGCGUGGGUGAGCGCCGCCGCUUGUAAGCAGACUUGCACUUUCAGCACAGACUUUGGCUUCAUCUGGUGGCGAAGGAGAAAAGACUCGAAGACUUCUCCCGCCUGGCUUCUGCGACCUCGAGCUAUCUUAUGGCCUGUCUUGGGGCCUCCUGAAGGCAUGCUGGAGGCCAGCCUGGGCCAGCUUGGACGACGGC
Messenger RNA from Prorocentrum cordatum, 1982 nucleotides. Lineage: Eukaryota; Dinophyceae; Prorocentrales; Prorocentraceae. The record is from the annotation of a GenBank genome assembly.